Plasmodium vinckei vinckei is the source of this 1524-nucleotide messenger RNA. RefSeq names its product tRNA-splicing ligase RtcB, putative. The coding region runs from base 1 to 1524 and encodes 507 amino acids. Gene Ontology annotation, molecular function: RNA ligase (ATP) activity. Gene Ontology annotation, biological process: tRNA splicing, via endonucleolytic cleavage and ligation. NCBI's taxonomy places the organism in Eukaryota, Apicomplexa, Aconoidasida, Haemosporida, Plasmodiidae. Gene Ontology annotation, cellular component: tRNA-splicing ligase complex; nucleus. The transcript has a single exon. The record is from RefSeq and is a predicted model, not a curated record.
AUGAUGAAACAUGGAAAAAGUGAAAAUGUUUUCAAAUACAUUGAAAAAACAAAUGAGACGAAUCUGUACAGAAUAAAUAAAGGACUUGUUCCUGGCAUGAAUGUAGAAGGGAACAUGUAUGUAAAUGAAAGAUUAAAAUUAUUAAUAGAUGAAGAAAUAAAUAUGUAUCAACUAAAUAAAUGCUCUACAUUUCUUCCUGCUGUAAUACAAAUAGCUAAUGUCUCGACUCUUCCUGGAAUUGUUAAAGCCUCUAUUGCACUACCUGAUGUACAUGCAGGUUAUGGAUUUUCAAUAGGCAAUGUUGCAGCAUUUGAUAUGAAUAAUGAAAAAGCUGUUAUAUCCCCAGGGGGGGUAGGUUUUGAUAUAAAUUGUGGAGUCAGAUUAAUUCGAACUAAUUUAUUUUACAAUGAUAUUAAAGAUAAACAAGAAGAAUUAGCCCAACUACUUUUUAAUCAUAUACCAGUAGGUGUUGGGUCUCAAGGAUUUAUUUUAUGUAAUCAAAAUAAUUUAGAUGAUGCAUUAAAUUUAGGUAUGGAUUGGUCAGUUAAAGAAGGAUAUUCAUGGAUUGAAGAUAAAUUAAAUUGUGAAGAUAAUGGUAGAAGUUUAUAUGCUAAUAGUGAUUAUGUAUCUGUUCGAGCAAAAAAAAGAGGGAUUACACAAAUGGGCACAUUAGGUGCUGGCAAUCAUUAUGCAGAAAUACAAAUUGUUGAUGAAAUUUAUGAUAAAAAAAGUGCUAAAUUAAUGGGGAUUGAAAAAAAAAAUCAAGUAUGCAUUAUGAUCCAUUCAGGCAGUAGAGGAUUGGGACAUCAAAUUGCUACUGAUGCAUUAAUAGAAAUGGAAAAAAUUAUGAGCAAAUAUAAAAUAAAUGUAAUAGAUAAACAAUUAGCUUGUACACCUAUUCAUUCACCUGAAGGACAAAACUAUUUAAAAGCAAUGGGAGCUGCUUGUAAUUUUGCAUGGAUUAAUAGAUCUUCUAUGACAUUUUUAGCUAGACAAGCUUUUUCAAAAGUAUUUAAUCAAUCACCUGAUGAUUUAGAUAUGCAUGUAAUAUAUGAUGUUUCACAUAAUAUAGCAAAAAUUGAAGAACAUUUUAUUAAUGGCAAGGUACAAAAUUUACUUGUACAUAGAAAAGGAUCAACUAGAGCAUUUCCACCCUUUCACCCAUUAGUACCUUUAGAUUAUCAAUAUUGUGGUCAGCCAAUAUUAAUAGGUGGCACAAUGGGAACAUAUUCAUAUGUAUUAACAGGAACUGAAAAAGCUAUGGAAAACACAUUUGGAUCGACUUGCCACGGAGCAGGAAGAGCUUUAAGUAGAAAUAGAAGUAGAAAUGCAUUAUCAUAUUCUGAUGUAUUAACUAAAUUAAAGGAAAAAAAUAUAUCAAUACGAGUUGCCUCACCAAAAUUAAUUAUGGAAGAAGCACCAGAAUCUUAUAAAAAUGUUUCAGAGGUAGUUCAAACAUGUCAUGACUCAGGAAUAUCUAAUAAGUGCUUUCGUCUAAAACCUGUUGCAGUCAUAAAAGGAUGA